ACCGAUUGCCUGGAGAUGUUCAUGAUAUGAUGACAACUUCACAGAUUUAUGCUAAUCCCGAACUUCAGCUAGCUGUGUUACAAAUUCGAGCCCCUCCCUUCACCGGUUCCAAACGAAAGCAUGUCAAGGAGCUUGUGACCUUCCUGAAAUCUAUGAAGUUUAAAACUGUGGUUUUACUUUCAAGUAGCUUUGCGACUAUUCUUAAAGAUGAGGAGCUAAACUCAGCACCACUGCAGUAUGCUUUGUCGUCGUCAUUCUGCGCUUCUGAUCGUAAACGCUUUGAUGAACUGGAUUGGUAUCCCCUUAAGACGUACAGUGACCACCUAGACUGUCAAUUAUCUGUUGUUUAUUAUUUACCUGGGUGUGGAAUUGCAAGUUAUUUAUUUGAAGAAUUACUCAAACAUGAAGAGAUAUCUGCUUGUCUGUUAAAUCUUUUCACAUCUGAAGGCGAUAACAGUGGCGAUGCACUUUAUGUUGUGCAGCAUUUGAAUAAGUGGUUACAAUUCAAAGCACAACACGGAGUUAAAGACACAAGUUUCCAAUGGUCUCUCCCCCCUUCUUGGAGCUAUUUGUUUGGAACUGAUCCUGUUGAUGAAUUGUAUUAGACUUUUAUUAAAUAUUUACAAAAGAUUAGUUUUCUAGCAUUUCAGGUUUUCUGACGAAUGAAACUUUUCGCUAAGAAUUUUUAUGAAUUCAUGAGUUCGUAGAUUUAAGUUGUUCAUCAAAUGAAAAAGCUAAGCAAUGACGGUAAAUAUGCUAAGAAUUCGGAUCUAUAAUUUCGAAGUUCAGAAUUAUUAUGAAGGCCUAAUUUCAUUCACUAACACUCAGUAUACAGGUUUAUUUGUAUUUAGUAACAAGUACAACUUGUGUGUGACUUUUAUAAUCAGUUUUACCUUCUCAAUUACUUAGAAAAUUUAUUGUACAUAACCCUAGUUUUCCUGCAGCAGGAUAAUUCGGAAAACAUGGUGAUAUUGUUGUUUAAUUUUGUGACGUCCAUAGAUUAUAGGCAUCAACGAGUGACGUGUUUGUUUGAAUAACCAGAGAGAAGUCUGUUUAGCGGUUCCACUAAUUUAAGCAUUCUUGAAUCAGAGUAUCAUUAUCUAUCAAGUAAAUAUAUGUUGAAAAUUCCCAUUUUGCCAUUUGGUUAAUAAAGAAGAAACGAAUUGAGCGAAAUUUCUUUUUAAUUAGCUUUUCAUCAUGGCUCUACACUAAUAUAUAUAUGAUUUACAAUAAUGAUAUAAUACUCAUCGAGUGGAUACGUCAUGUAAUAAUUACAUAAUGACAUUAAAAUUAACAUUGAGUAAUUGGGAGAAAGAGGAUUAUUAAUAUUCAAAGUAAUUAUUAAAUCAAGAAGUUGCUACGUUUCGUAAUAUAUGAAAAGAGAAGGAACAGAAUUUUAUAAUGGAUGGUCAAUAGAAUAGUAGUUACGUAAGAAUCAAAAGAUGAAUGUUGAGGAAAUAUAAAGUUCGAAAAUAACAAAAACAAAAUUUUCCAGUUUUUCAAAGGAAAUAUCCGCUUAAAAGCACAAUUAGCCAUUGACCAAUUUAUUAUCGCUAUAUAGACGAUACUUUCAUGGUAUUAGAAAAAGAACAUGAUAAGGACAAUCUACUUAAUAUAUUUAAUAACGUUCAUCGAUCAUUUAAUUUUACAUCAGAAGAUGAACAGAACAAUAGCAUAUCAUGUUCAACUAACUGGAAGAGCAGACGGAACUUUAAGAUGAGGUUUAUACAGAAAGUCUGCAACAGGACAGUACACUCAUUUCUACAGUGCAGUUCCAAUCAGAUACAAAAGGAACUUAAUAAAGAUCAUGACUCAUCGUGCCAGAAUUAUUUGCUCGGAAGACACCAUUGAAGAUGAAUUGGUUAAUAUUCGAAACUUACUUAGUACGAAUGGGUACCCUAGGAAAUCCAUCGACAAACACAUGAUGGAGAUGAAAACAAGAACAAAGAUACCUACCGUCCCUAAGAAAGUACUGUUCAUAAAUGACACCACUAAAGAAAUCGUGACUCAGAAACUAAGAAGAGCUGUACAAAAAACACUUAAUGCAGCCAGAUUAAAUGUUAUCUUCUACAACCACCUCAAAAUAAGAACGGCCAAUAAAGACAGACUGCCUGAAUUCGCCAACUCCAUGUGCAUCUAUCGGUCCAACUGCUCCUAUGGAGCCAGUUAUAUAGGGCGUACAAUUCGGCAAGUUCGUUAUCGUAUUACAGAACGUCAUCCGCCGUGAUUAAACAAAUGACAGGUAAAAGUGAUUCUCCCUCACUUGGUCGACACGGGUCAUCAAGUUGAAUUGAAUAGAGCUUUUAAGGUUAACUACAAUAUCCCAUCAAAUUUGCUGCAUGGUUUACGAGUGCACCUUUCGCAUAUUGCGGAAGCCAUCGCAAUCCAUGUUCACGAACCUGACCUUUGCAUUCAAAAGAGAUUUGUACAACCAAUUUUGUUGCCUUGGCCAUCGGUAUAAGAUUUCCUUCAGCAGAACUAUUUUUCAUAAAUCUUCCACUCGUUUUUUCUCUUUAAAAUUUGUUUUUGUUACUUUUGAACUUUAUAUUUCCUCAACAUUCAUCUUUUGAUUCUUACGUAACUACUAUUCUAUUGACCAUCCAUUAUAAAAUUCUGUUCCUUCUCUUUUCAUAUAUUACGAAACGUAGCAACUUCUUGAUUUAAUAAUUACUUUGAAUAUUAAUAAUCCUCUUUCUCCCAAUUACUCAAUGUUAAUUUUAAUGUCAUUAUGUAAUUAUUACAUGACGUAUCCACUCGAUGAGUAUUAUAUCAUUAUUGUAAAUCAUAUAUAUAUUAGUGUAGAGCCAUGAUGAAAAGCUAAUUAAAAAGAAAUUUCGCUCAAUUCGUUCCUUCUUUGAGUACAUGUUUUCGUACUAUUUUUUACUCAAAAUUAUCGCUAUAAAUGAUCACUUAGAAUUAUAUGAUUGUAUACAGUCUAAACUUACUUAAUCAUUAAACACGAAUAUUGACCCAAGUGGGCACCAAAAUAAAUGUGCAACACAAAUGAAAGAAUGAAUUUAUGAAGGAAGUAUGGUCAAAUAAAUUGAAGGAAACUAGAAUUAUAUUUUAAAUCAUCAGCAGAGAAGGGUUGAUAAGUUCGUUAAGUUUAACAAUACUAUCUAUAUUGAAAGUCAAAUGCUUUCUACAGUCUCGUUAGAUAGCUCCACGUUAUCCAGUUGUAUCACCAUUUACUAUACGGAUCGUUGGAUUGAAAUUAGAACAUGCGUGCAUCUCCCAGUAGAUCCAAAAUUUGAACUCAGGUUUUACCAGCCGAUCAGUGUGAGCAGGCUUCACAGAUUGAUUGGCUUAGCUUUUGCAUACACCUGUAUAUUAAUGGGUUACAUUAUACGACUAACUGAAAUAAAUUCAAUAAAUAAAGUUUGUUACAAGAAAGUUUAGUAUUUAACCGUUAUUGAUUAAUAACCGGAUCAAAUUAUCCAAGUGUAAAUGCAAUUGGUACAAUCACAGAAUAUUUAAUAAACGAUGUUUACAAGACAACAUUAUCCCUAAAUCUCUUGUUAUAAAACCUCCAGAACGGUCCUGGAGAUCUAUCCAGACUUCGCAACACGCGUCUCGAAUAUUCUUACGAGAACGCAUUCACAAAUGCACACAUUUACUAGAAAAAUAUCGUGAACGAAUCAAAAACCUUGAUGAUUUAAUGAAGCUUUUAAUCCCGACCGAAUUACAAACCACGAUAUCCAACCUGUUUAUAGAAAGAGAACGCCACUAUUUAAAUUCAUCGAAACACCGACAAAUUAAAAAACUCGAAAACAUCAGAGAAAAGAAGAAAGAUAAGAAAACAUCAACAAUAAAAUACAAUUCGAAUGAUCUAAGAAGAACUGUUCAUAAUCCCUCUAACAGAAACUUAAACAGUCACGAAAUCACUCUACUAGAGAAGGGAUUAAAUUUCAAUUUACACAGAAAACCACUUAGCUCUCUUGAAAUUGCUCCAAUUAUAGAACCAAUGAUCGCACAACUACCUGAAAAAGAGUCGCAUUUACUACGUCAAAAGACAUCCCAUAUUCUGACUAAACAAAAACACAUUACACCAAACAUUUCAAAAGAAGAAUUGAAGGCUCUGCAUUCACUUAAAAAAGACAAAAUGAUUAUCAUCACAAAAGCCGAAAAAGACAACACAACAGUAAUCAUGAAUAAAAGAUUAUAUUAAUAAAGCUCUUGAACAUCUCUCAACAGGACCUUAUGAAAAGAUCAAUCCAAAAACUUCUCUAACAAUUAAGAAUAAAGUCAAAUUAGAAACAAAUCAACUUCUGAACGAGCUAAAACCAGUCAUUGGGGUCUCGCUUUGGUUUGCAUUGCAUCCCAAAUCAUGUAAUGUCUCACGGUUUUAUGGCUUACCAAAAAUUCAUAAACCAGAUAUUCCUCUAGGACCGAUAGUAGACUUCACAAACACCCCAACAUAUGCAUUAUCAAAAUAUUUAAGCAUUAUAUUAAAACCACUACAACUCAACUUACAUAAUAUAAUUAAAGACACAUAUGACUUUAAAUCAAAAUUAUCCGGAUUAAUCAUCGAGAAGAAUGAAAUCAUGGUAAGCUUUGAUGUCGUUUCUUUAUACACAAGUGUUCCCAUUGAUAAAUGCUUAGAAUUCAUUAGUGGUUUACUUGAGAACGACAAUAUUCUUCCUGACAGAUGUCCGUUGUAUACAUCAGUUUUAGUCGGUCAAGUGAAUUACGAAUUAAGACUCUAUGAUUAUGCAAACGAAUUGUACACUAGCACAUCGCGACAGAACUUUCCAGGCAGAUCCCAAAGUAGUAACAGUAUCAGUGGUAGUAGGAAACAUGUAGAAAAAAGGGAAACAGUGUGAUUUUGGAACUCAAAAUAUGAAAAAAGACAGGGAAUGCUUCUGUAACAAUGUGAUCGAUUAUGAGCCUUGUCAUUUAACGUCUCCAAGCACGUUACGAUGGUCGUGUGGACCACAAUUACGUGUUCUGCCCCCACUCACAUGGCUUAGUCCAAUUUUCAACGACUUUAUAGUGUUGUCAUCCGGGAAUACUAACUGAUAUCACGUGUUGUAUUGUUCAGUCAGAAUUUGGACUAUGGUUUUAUCGAUCUAGCUUCUACUAUUCCAUUUAUAGCUUACUAUCCUAUACUCGACCAACUGGACUUUUGACCUGCACUGUUAACUUUGAGCCGACGUAAGAUAAACUCACAUUCUUCCGCUAUACUCAAGUUUUUCUGUUUUUCUAGUCUUUAUUCCUAGAGAAAGGUUAGCAGCCAGUUUCUAUUAUUAUCAGUUUAUUCAUGACUCAAAAAUAAUGGAAUGAUGUGGAGUAAAAUCUUGACGACAUAUCAACAUUAUUAAGAAAUUACAAUAUCGGUACGACUAUCCCGUUGGUGGAGGACAAGUGAGCAAUAGGUUUGUAAUAAAUUAACAGUAAAUUAGGAGUUACAAUAUAUAAUAACGAUUUAUGCAUCGUGAAAAAGGUUACAAGCAAGAGAAUACAAUCAUUUGGGCAUUUAACAAACAAAAAAAUCUAAAACAGUUUCGAAAGUUUAACUUUUCCAGUACUCGCUCGGUUAUAACAUAGAUUUGUGCAGCAUUUAUGUUUGGCCAUCCCUAAACUUCUUCCAGUUUGCCCCUACACCUGUUGAGCUGAAAGUGGCUGGCCAUACAUAAUGCACAUACCAACCAUCUGUCGAGAAAAAUUCACUGCCACAUCAGUCGGUUCACUACCAUAUAUCUAACCUGAACAUUACUCAGUCGUUUCAACAUAUAUGAGCGGUACUUUGAAGCAACCUAUGAAUGAAUAAUAGUGUCCUAUGAAUAUCAGUCAGCUACAACGUAGGACCAGGCACAUAUAUAAAUCGGUUCAAGUUGCCACACCUCAUUAGCGCAACAAGAUGAUCAUCGAAUUCAUAGUAGUUAUUUCAAUGAUAGUAAUAUAUAAAAGAUUGUGUAUAAGGACAUAAUCAGUCAGUCAGCAAAACUUCGUACGUACGUACAUCAGCUCAAGUUGCCAUACCACAUUAGCACAGAGAUACAAUUGUCGAUUCAAAUCCCAUAGUGGUAGAAGUAGUAAGAGUAUGAGUAGUAAUCGGAAAGACUAAGGUUUGAAGAUGUUAUUCAAAGAGUAUAAUCCAGUGAAGUAAAUUUGAGAAGAGAAAAAGGAUAUGAAGACAAAGGUAAAAAGCAAUUUCAGUCUCCCGAUUUAAGGGAAAACAAAAAGUGUAUACACUUACACCAUCGUGAUCGGUUCUGAGCCAUGUCACAUAGUCUCCAACCAUUGGUUACGAUAGGAGCUUACGAGUAUCUUCUACUUUUAAUGGCCACGUUUAGCAGCCGUAAAUUAGAACAGAACGAACUGCUGCGCAAUAUACUUGUCCCUUAAUUGAUAGACGAAUAUCUCUCUUUCGCUAUAGGUGACGUAAUUAAGCAAAAGCCGAAUGAGCUUUUUGAAUCCGAGCAGAAAUUUCGUCAGCACAUUAGGGCUGACCAGAGUCCCAAGAUAAGUGAAGUUGUCAAUGCGUUCGACUACUUCAUUCCCUAUCCUUAGUUCAGGUGUUGACGCAGACCAGUCCUGCAGUAACAACUUGAAUUUAAAGGGUGAGAAGCGCAACCCAAACAUCUUGGUAUUGUUGCUCAAUGUCGUCUAUUCUUGGUGGAUAUCUUUCACAACCAUUAAGUAGAACAUAACGAACUGUCGAGCAGUAAAUUCAUAGUUGACUUGGCAGAUGGACAUCCCGUCCACACCACAAGUGGUAGGUUGAGAAACGCAUUUGCGAUAUUGUCAGAUGCCGACUAAUCAGAGCUUAUGUGACUUUCAAAGUAAGUAAAGUGGUCGACACACUCAACUACUUCACUCACCAUCAUUAGUUCAGGCGCUGAUGCAUACCAGACUCGGAGCAACUUUUGCAUUUGUGAUACAGUUUAGCCGAGUGAUAGCUACUCACAAGAUUGAACUGAUGAUGUAUCCGUCCCCGAUUAAAGUGAUAUCAAAAGACGAGAGUAAUCCGGUAGAAUAGCUUCUUUAAAAACAUGCUCGUAUACACAAUGUUAACAGGAUAAUAAUCACGCACAAAUGUAUUACGCGAUUAAAGAUAGUCCGUUUUAGAGGUCUCUCACACUCCAAUCAACUACGGCGGGGGUGUUGUCUACGCAAUUGAGAGGAUGAAGGGUCCACCUAGGAGAAGUAGAAAACCCUGAUUCCGAACCAAUAGUGCACAUGGGCUCCAGGAUUCUGAAUGAACAAAUGGCAUAUGAGCCUAUUGUUGGUCAUCGGCAACUAUGGGAUUGUAUCUCCCAACGUUACCCCGCUGCCUUGUGGACUAGACAUCCAGGUCAAGGGCUCGGGGAGUGGCUCUAAGAAAACCACCUGCUUCGGUUUUGGCAUCCGAGCAGUAUCACAGCACUCACACAAAUCGAAUGAUUUCUGUGGUACAUAUACAUUUGGUGCCUUCUUGUACCAAUGUUCAUGUGUUUAAAUAAAUCAAUAAAAUAAAUAGCUAUACUGAUCAUUAUGUUCAUAGCAAACCUCUUUAAUCCCGUAUGAAUUAAUAAGUUGGAUAUCACGCAAUUCACUACCGUUAUUCGUAGUUUGAGUAAAUAAAAUAGUUCUAGACUUUCGGACUAGUUUAUUGACCAAGAACUACCAUUUAAGAAGUGAUUCGUACUGAGUCAUUUGGGUGAAAGGAUUAUUGUUUAAGGAAAUCGUUAAAAGCAAAUAUGGGAAUUCAUUAAUUAUUCUUUGGUUAAUUAGUUUCUAGUUUUGCUAGUAACUAUUUACUGAAGUUAUUUUAUAGUACAGACUACCAAAAAAUCGUAUACUGAGAUAAAACAGCCGUUUAAUGAUUUCGGGUUUUCAGUGUUAUUAACUACUACUGGUCCGUGAUAUAAUUUUGAAAAACGUAACAAUCUAGACAAGAUAUCUUAUACUAAUAACUCCUUAUUCAUCAGCAGCUUUUUGUUGGUAGGUAGUUACUAAGAUCACCAUCCAGCUCAGAGAACAAAACUCCAUCAAGAUCACCUAAAGCUAGUCACUGAAAGACAGUCGUAAACAUUUUAGUAGAGAUGCAAUCGUCAAGACAGUUGAAUAUCAUCACUAGUGUGCAACGCGAAUAGGGUAUAUUAUUAGCUAAGGUAUUCAAGGACAUCACGGUGUAUGUGGAACAAAUAAAUAGGACAAGGAUACAGAACAGAAAAUCGUUGAGAUAUACGUGAGAAGUCCAAGUGUUUGAACUUGAUUUAAAAAAACAAGCUAAAGGGAAUUACAUGCACUAUUUAGGAAAUUAUCUGCUAGGUCUUAAAAAAAUUUGGAGUGGUCCGAAAACAAGAAUAAUGAGUUCUCACAAACGAAACAAACAAACAUAUGGCAACGAUAUAUUCUUACGACUUGAGCACUAACUGAUGGCCUGGUCUUAAACACCAACAGUUUUUCUUAGCGCAGUACGUUCUCUGACAUCCAAUGAUUUUUCAGGGUUAAACAUUACAAUGACCUAGAAACGACAAAUUGAGUUUUAGAGAAAUCAUGCUAAAUACCGGUUGGAUGAAAGUUAGCUUAUAUAAAUGAGCAGAACUGCCCACUUAUUAUGAAGGAAAAGCUCGUUAAAAUGCGUAAUCUUCCAGAGGGUUAUGUUUUCGGGAUGGGGAACCCACUGUUAGAUAUAUUGGUAGAUGCUGAUGAUUAUAUGUAUGAAAGAUACGAACUACAAAAAGACAACGCCAUACUGGCUGAGGAAAAACAUAUGGAGAUUUACGAAGAAAUUCAGAAAAGAAAAGAUGCGAAAUAUGUUGCCGGAGGAGCCACAUUGAACACAGUCAAAAUGAUCCAGUGGAUACUUCAAAAACCAUUUGUGUGUUCGUACGUCGGAUGCAUAGGUUCUGAUCUACCAGGGAAAUAUAUUAAGAAUGAUUGUCGGGGAUUGGAUGUACUGACAGAUUUCCAGAUCACAACGAAACCGUUGAAAACCGGAAAAGUAGCAAUCCUUAUAAGUGAAAAUCUACGUAGCAUGGUCACCUAUUUGGGAGCAGCGUGUGAUCUUUCAUUGGCCCACAUUGAACAACCACAUGUUUGGAGUCUUGUGGAAAAAGCACAAGUGUAUUAUAUCGCAGGUUUCGUAAUAAAUACCUGUUAUGAAGGUAUGCUGAAAGUAGCCAAACAUUCUUUGGAGAACGGAAAGUUGUUCUGUUUCAAUCUCAGUGCUGCUUUCCUACCUCAGUUUAACACUAAAGAAGUAAAUGAAAUGAUAUCCUACUCAGGAGUGGUAAUUGGGAAUGAGUCUGAAGCCGCGGCGUUUGGAGAUGCUCACAGUCUUACUGAUAAAACCAUUCAUGCAGCAGCCAGGUAUAUAGCUGACUUACCAUUUGUUGAUGGAAAAAAGCGUAAACGAUUGGUCAUUGUAACACAAGGGAAAGAUCCCAUAAUAUAUACGGAUUCUACUGACCCUACCGUUCAUCAAUAUGUUGUAGAGCAGUUGAAAGACGAAGAAAUGGUAGAUACAAAUGGAGCUGGUGAUUCCUUUGCCGCCGGAUUUAUUGCAGAUUAUAUACGUGGUAAGCCAAUGAUCACGUCGCUGCAGUCCGGUGUGAGAGCUGCAGCUUAUAUUAUACGUAGAUCUGGCUUUUCCUUAGGUUCGAGAGAGUCUAGUGCGUUCAAAAUAAAUUUAUAAAACAGAACCAAACUUACCUUAAUUAUCUCUAGUCCCAUAUUAAAUAAGCAUGGAACUCCUGGUAAAAUGAAGAUAUUUUUCACUUUGACAAUAGGAUAAGAGCUUUCACUAUCCAUCUGGAUUCCCAUUGCAUAUAGUAAUUCAGAUGACUCCGGUAUUUUGGCAAGUUUGGUUAUGGGGUCUGAAGAGGAAAUCAUAUUCGGUUCUGAUAGUCUCCUGAGGGUUUGUAAGAACUUUGGAUGAAUGAUAAUCUUUUCAUUUAGUGCCUUUGCAACACCUUCAUAUGUCACAUCAUCGUGAGUAGAACCUAUACCCCCCGAUGUUAUUACGUAGUCGUAACGGUUCAUAUAGUUGCGAACUUCCUCUGCGAUAGCAUCUGAGUCAUCGGGAAUAACAGAAAUCUACAUUAGGGUGUUAUCUGUGCACUUAAGUUACCUUCCGAAGUCGUACACCAAAAAGCGGGGCAGUGAGGCAUACUUGUCGUGAAUUGGAAUCUUUCGCUUUUCCAUUCAGUAUUUCGUCACCGAUAACUGAAAGUAGUUGUGGUUAAGGGAGAUCUGUGAAUAAACUAAUCACUUGCAACAAAUAUUUUCUAGGUGUGACAAAGUCUCAAGUCCGGUGGCAGACACUAUCUAAGAAGAAUGUACAGUUUCUUGAUGUGGGUUCGUGUAGCUCGUGAAAUAUGUGUCAUCGGGAUAAUGCGUGCCUAGCGUUCCAUAGUUAGAGCGAAUCUGUGUACAUAACAAUGGGAAACCUUAAGUUUCACGAGAUAUGAACCUGUGUCGAUCAAUAUACUGUAGGAACACGCUAGUUCGACUAUUGGGAGGAUUGUAUAUCUGAGUAGCUAGGUACAUUUUGAGGACAUGUGGUAAGUUUCGGAUUUCCGAAGUCAAAUCGAGCAUGCUAAAAUAUUUGGUCACUGAUGUAACUAUAUUAGGAAACUAGGUAGUCAAUAGGAGAAACAGCUCUAAACAGUGCAAUAGCUCGGCAUAUAAUUCAUACCGAGCAUACUACCAAUAUUCCACAAUCCUUUCAAAUCGUUAGCAGAAAAAAACACGUAGGGUCUCUCCGGUUUUCCGAAGCACCAACAAUAAAAAAAUUAAAACCUGACUUGUUUAUCCACAAUGAGAUAAUAAUCAACUUAUUUCUACCAUGGUAAAAUAUUUCUUUUAUGAUCAUCAUUUUAUUAGCGUUUAUUUUGUUAUGUGGUCUUCGCUAAACUAACUCUUAUUUUAUGUAAACUAAAAUUAUCCGUUUAUUCGUGUGGUCUUUAUUCACUUAAUGCUCCUGUGUAAACUUCAAAUCCUGUUCAAUUAUUACAUAAUCUGCCUUAUUAACUUCUAAUUCCUGUAAUUAUAUUUAAACCCUUCAACACCUGAAAUUAUCGCAGUCUUAUCUGUCUCCGGACCUCAUUUAAUUACUGCUCAUUCCCUCCCCGAAUGAUUUUGAAUUCCAUCUUCCAAUGAACUCACACCUGUCAUUGUACAGACAUAUAUAUAGUAUUGGCAAUACUUGUCAUUUUAAUUCUUUCCGUCAUCAAAGUCUAAUGUUUCCCAUUAUAUCAUACCUUAAUGCCAACUUUUACUACAUAUAUGGUUGUAAGCAGCUGAUGCUAAACCACAAAAUAUAAUGAAUUCAUAUUCUGCCUCAAUCGUUGUUUUAGCUUUAUUCAAACUAGUGAAGAACAUUAGGGCUGGUAAGCGGAAAUAUGUAGGAGACCUGAGAACGACAGCAGGAAAGUUUGCAAAAGAAGGAAUUAUAUAAGAACUACAUGAUACUAUUAAAAAGCCAGUGGAGAAAGAAAAGCAGUACACAGACCUCCCUACAGAUAUUGCUUCACCAACAGCAAGAGAUAUUAGCAAGGCAACCAUAUAAACCAGUAAUGCCAAAGUACCAUAACCAGAGAGCAUACCAGGUGAAACCACUAAGGAGUACCUGAGAUAGUCACCGCCAUACGGAACUCCUAUGAGCCUUCAUUGGAAAGUCGUGUAUGGAGGACAGCUCACUGACGCAUUCUCAGUGUACACUUGUUUUAGACAAGACUGCCUACUCUCACCUGUUCUCUUUGUGCUAGUUGCUGACUAGAAUAUGAAGACCUCCACAGUUCAUGAUAAGCACGGAAUACAAUGAGGACUGAAGGCGUAGCUGAGUGAUUUUAAUUCUGCAGAUGAAUCGGUCUUCCUGUCCUAUACACGGCGGUAAACAAGAACGAAUACAGCUAGUGUAGAAGAUUUCGCAGAAAUAAGCCUCAAUAUUAACAAGGAAAGAAUCACAAACCUAAAGUAUGACACAGAGUAGCAUGUUAGCUCAACCUAUGUCGGUUUUCUUGACGAAGUGGGGAUUAUUGUCUCUGUGUAGUAGUGCUACUGAGUAGCAAUUGGAAAGGAAAUCUCGAGACAAAGUCCCUUGGAGGUUCACAGCUAGCGACGUAUGUAGGCAAAUACCUCUUGAGAUGAAUAACAGGGUUACGCUAUAAGUAGAAAAAACCACUGGAGUGAGGAGGAACGUUACGACACUACUAUUUAGGACCAUGUUAGCGCUAAUCUGUUGUCUGCAUUAUGCUCAGUGGGUGAGACUGUAAUUUGUGAACAGCCUGUGAGCGAUGUUAAAAUGAUCUUGGGGAAACUCGGUCACUUGCUAAGGUCACACGAGGGUUAUACAUUAGUGGCGAAACAUGACUGCGAUCUCCAGCUAGAUAGGUUUAUUGCUCAAAUAUAAGGUUAUUAUUACGAAAUGACAUCAGCAAUAAUGCCAAAAUUAUAUAUAAGCAAACAGAUAAGUGAAAUUCGUGCAACAAUCCAACGACCAACUCAAAUCUCGUAAGUCAUAGUUCCACUGUGCAACACUAAGCGGAUAGAGUCGCUUUCAGUUACUGAAAAGGUUAGAACAUCUUUGGACCGUACAAUUAGAUACCUAUGAGACCGAGGGAUUUGGGAGAUAUCAUUUUUAGCGCGCAAGACAUAGUAGUCACACACCGCG
This is a messenger RNA of Schistosoma haematobium, 12604 nucleotides long. RefSeq names its product Proteasome assembly chaperone 2 (gene PSMG2). The record is from RefSeq and is a predicted model, not a curated record. The transcript has 4 exons. NCBI's taxonomy places the organism in Eukaryota, Metazoa, Platyhelminthes, Trematoda, Strigeidida, Schistosomatidae. Gene Ontology annotation, biological process: proteasome assembly. Bases 27 to 605 code for a protein of 192 amino acids. Gene Ontology annotation, cellular component: nucleus; cytosol.